GAGAGGCAAAACUAUGGCAAUAGUUGUGCCAAUUAUGCGGCACAACCACCACAACCACACCAACGCCAUCAUCAACAACACCCAUCCACACAAUCAUCAUCAGCAGCAGCACCGGUAGCCACUGAUGGCUCAAAGUCUGCGACUACACCUACUACUCCCACCACGAAAGACAAGGCGCGAAAAGCUACCAAACGGUUGUGUUUUAAGGGUGUGAGCACUGGUGGUAGUGGUGGUGAGGAACUGUCGCCCAUAAGCUCCGUGUCCUCAUCAGUGGACGCCUCCUCCACUCAUAAUUUUCCGUCGGAUAUCUCGGAAUCGGGCGAAACAGUCGGUUAUUCGUCGAGAAAUAUGGAGAACUCUUACGGCUAUUCGUGGCGCCGGUACUCCAAAACGGACGCCCCAUCCGUGAAUAAUAAGAUGUCGAGCGUACAGAUCGGAAAGACUAUUAAAUCCGAGCCCCACUCCCGGGUGUUUCAAUACAUAUUAGGAGCGCCGACAGCAUCGGGUGUCAAAUUAGGCUCAAUGACGAUGACAUACCUAAACCAGGGACAGCCCUACGAAAUCAGGCUUAAGAAGAUUUCCGAUAUUCCUAACUAUGAUGGCAAAAAUCUCAGGACAUCCAUGCGCUUAGGUUUCGUAGAGAAGAGACUGCAGUACAGGGAGACGGAAGAGAUGAUCAAUUGGUGUAAAAUGCACUCAAAGGACCGCAUAAUAGACGUGGACUUCGCCCUCAGUUACGGCGUUUUCGACGUCCAAAUCAAUAGUACAGCC
Messenger RNA from Oppiella nova, 771 nucleotides. NCBI's taxonomy places the organism in Eukaryota, Metazoa, Arthropoda, Arachnida, Sarcoptiformes, Oppiidae. The record is from the annotation of a GenBank genome assembly.